This is a messenger RNA of Colletotrichum navitas, 907 nucleotides long. RefSeq lists its product as uncharacterized. The annotation marks the transcript as partial. The transcript has a single exon. The record is from RefSeq and is a predicted model, not a curated record. Lineage: Eukaryota; Fungi; Ascomycota; Sordariomycetes; Glomerellales; Glomerellaceae.
UUCUCUCUUCUCAUUCUUAUUCUUCUUCUUCUUCUUCCCGCAACCAUGUCUCAUCCAAGUCUUCCUCAACAUACUUGCGAAUGCCUAGGCCAUGAGUUGGUGUCCCGAGGGCCUGUCACGGUCCACUAUCAGCCGCCCUGACCCCCGGCAAGAAGCUUCGUCGUCGCAGAAGUGCCGUGCGGUGCAAUGCGGCUGUUGUCACCGCCAUCAUCUCGCUUCGACUCGACCUCAUGGCGAUAUCCGCACACCACAACGCUAUACAGGCGCUGCUGCGUGCAUCCGGUUGUUUGGCCAGACUCAGGGCCGUUUUUGAAGUGCAGACCCCACCUCGUCUACUUAUUUUAGAUAGCGUAGGCCAUCGUGAUGCCCUCUCUCCCUCGGUCUUGCCUUCUUUCAAUUUGUCCGUCCGUCCGUCCGUCUGUCUACCUCUCUGCUUCCCUGCUUCCCUAGGUACUCACCUUCCUCUCUCGCAGUCCCCUGUGAUGUUUCCCGGUACCUCUUCUCUCCAUUCCCCGCGCCACACCAGUCUCGACUGCAUCGUGACCUUGCUUCGUCUCGCCCGUUCUGGCAGUCUCGCAAGCACAUCUUCACCUCAGCCCAGGCCACACCGGAUCAACCGGGAGGGUUUGUUCAAGUCGCGACGGGGGGCUAUGGCAAUCAAUCAAUCAAGCAAGCAUUCUUGUCCCAAGGAAGGGGAUACCCCCGUCUUGUCGUAUGCCCACCUACACUCGGCAGUCAAUCGACCCUCCCCUGCCCGGCCUUCUUGGCCCCCGUCUCAAUGUCGACCGGUACAACAGUCACCUGCACCACUCGCUAAGUAAGCCGGCCCUUGACCCCAGCUCCCGCUCGCAAGCGACAUAGACGGCCAGGCCGACAGUUAGAAGAGAAUGUGACAGCCGCCGCGGAC